Acanthosepion pharaonis is the source of this 2394-nucleotide messenger RNA. The record is from the annotation of a GenBank genome assembly. NCBI's taxonomy places the organism in Eukaryota, Metazoa, Mollusca, Cephalopoda, Sepiida, Sepiidae.
AUGCAUCGACAGCUACUAAAUUCUUCUGUCUUUGCAGCCUACUAUAGCGGAACCUUUAAGAAGAAUGCUUUCCUGUGUUUUCAAAUCUCUCUCUCUCUUUCUUUCUCUCUCUCUCUUUUCUCUCUCUCUUUUCUCUCUCUCACUAUAGUAUCAACUCUUCUAGUCUGUCUGUCUGUCUAUCUAUCUAUCUAUCUAUCUAUCUAUCUAUCUAUCUAUCUAUCUAUCGCAGUAUAUUAUCUGUCUGUCUUUCUGUCUGUCUAUCUAUCUAUGUCAAUCUUUUCUUAUCUAUCUAUGUCAAUCUUUUCUUAUCUAUCUAUCUAUCUAUCUAUCUAUCUAUCUAUCUAUGUCAGUCUUUUCUUACCUAUCUAUCUAUCUAUCUCUCUAUCUAUCUCAGUCUCUUCUUAUCUAUCUAUCUAUCUAUCUAUCUCAGUCUCUUCUUAUCUAUCUAUCUAUGUCAGUCUCUUAUCUAUCUAUCUAUCUAUCUAUCUAUGUCAGUCUCUUAUCUAUCUAUCUAUCUAUCUAUGUCAGUCUCUUAUCUAUCUAUGUCAGUCUCUUAUCUAUCUAUCUAUCUAUCUAUCUAUCUAUCUAUCUAUCUAUCUAUCUAUCUAUCUAUGUCAGUCUCUUAUCUAUCUAUGUCAGUCCCUUAUCUAUCUAUCUAUCGCAGUAUAUUAUCUGUCUGUCUUUCUGUCUGUCUAUCUAUCUAUGUCAAUCUUUUCUUAUCUAUCUAUGUCAAUCUUUUCUUAUCAAUCUAUCUAUCUAUCUAUCUAUCUAUCUAUCUAUGUCAGUCUUUUCUUACCUAUCUAUCUAUCUAUCUAUCUCAGUCUCUUCUUAUCUAUCUAUCUAUCUAUCUAUCUAUCUAUCUAUCUAUCUAUCUAUCUAUCUCAGUCUCUUCUUAUCUAUCUAUCUAUGUCAGUCUCUUAUCUAUCUAUCUAUCUAUCUAUCUAUCUAUGUCAGUCUCUUAUCUAUCUAUCUAUCUAUCUAUGUCAGUCUCUUAUCUAUCUAUGUCAGUCUCUUAUCUAUCUAUCUAUCUAUCUAUCUAUCUAUCUAUCUAUCUAUCUAUGUCAGUCUCUUAUCUAUCUAUGUCAGUCCCUUAUCUAUCUAUCUAUCGCAGUAUAUUAUCUGUCUGUCUUUCUGUCUGUCUAUCUAUCUAUGUCAAUCUUUUCUUAUCUAUCUAUCUAUCUAUGUCAGUCUUUUCUUACCUAUCUAUCUAUCUAUCUAUCUAUCUAUCUAUCUAUCUCAGUCUCUUCUUAUCUAUCUAUCUAUCUAUCUAUCUAUCUAUCUAUCUAUCUAUCUCAGUCUCUUCUUAUCUAUCUAUCAAUGUCAGUCUCUUAUCUAUCUAUCUAUCUAUCUAUCUAUCUAUCUAUCUAUCUAUCUAUCUAUCUAUCUAUGUCGGUCUCUUAUCUAUCUAUCUAUCUAUCUAUCUAUCUAUCUAUCUAUCUAUCUAUCUAUCUAUCUAUCUAUCACCUUGCGUUCUUCUCUUGCUUGAGCUAUCUCGUUUCAUUUUAUUUUUAUUCAUUAAUCAUUCAUAUCUAUCUAUAUAUUAUCUAUCUAUUUCACUUUCAGUCUGUUGUUAUCUAUCUAUCUAUCUAUCUAUCUAUCUAUCUAUCUAUCUAUCUCACUCUGUUCAUUAUCUAUCUACAGUACGAAGUCUCUUAUAUCCGGGUUUCUCUUAUACCCGGGUCUCUUAUAUCCGGGUUACACUGUAUCUAUCUAUCUCACUCUUUUCAUUAUCUAUCUAUCUAUCUAUUUAUCUACCUCACUCUGUUCAUUAAUUUAAUGAUCGAUCAAUCUAUCUCACACUGUUCAUUAUCUAUCUAUACCUCACUCUCUUCAUGUAUCUAUCUAUACCUCACUCUCUUCAUGUAUCUAUCUAUCUAUCUAUCUAUCUAUCUAUCUAUCUAUCUAUUUCACUCUAUUCAUCAUCUCUUUCUUUCUUUCUUUCUUUCUUUCUUUCUUUCUCCUCCUCUUCCUCACUCCAUGUCAUUUUUGAUCUAUCUAUCUAUCUAUCUAUCUAUCUAUCUAUCUAUCUAUCUAUCUAUCUAUCUAUCUAUCUCAGUCUCUCCUUAUCUAUCAUUUAAUAUGUUUAUAUCUAUCUAUCUAUCUAUCUAUCUAUCUAUCUCUCUAUCUCAGUCUCUCCUUAUCUAUCAUUUAAUAUGUUUAUAUCUAUCUAUCUAUCUAUCUAUCUAUCUAUCUAUCUCAGUCUCUCCUUAUCUAUCAUUUAAUAUGUUUAUAUCUAUCUAUCUAUCUAUCUAUCUAUCUAUCUAUCUAUCUAUCUCAGUCUCUUCUUAUCUAUCUAUCUAUCUAUCUAUCUAUCCCAGUCUCUUCUUAUCUAUCUAUCUAUCUAUCUAUCUAUCAGUAUCUUCUAUCUAUCUAUCUAUCUAUCUAUCUAUCUAA